GGCCUGGACCCAGCGGGAACCCAACCCAUCUCUAGUCAGAGCCUCAACCCUUCGUAGCUGAGGUGGGAACCAGACCCACCCCGCCCGCCUCUCGCCCACCACCGCCAGGUGCGACAGUCCAGCUACACUGUCCGGGAGCCAGUUCUUGUCCGAGAUGGCUUCAGUAACUGAUGGUAAAACUGGAGUCAAAGAUGCAUCUGACCAGAAUUUUGACUACAUGUUCAAACUGCUCAUCAUUGGCAACAGCAGUGUUGGUAAGACCUCCUUCCUCUUCCGCUAUGCUGACGACACCUUCACCCCGGCCUUUGUCAGCACCGUGGGCAUCGACUUCAAAGUGAAGACAGUCUACCGCCAUGAGAAGCGUGUGAAGUUGCAGAUAUGGGACACAGCUGGACAAGAGCGAUACCGGACCAUCACCACAGCCUAUUACCGCGGGGCCAUGGGCUUCAUCCUGAUGUAUGACAUCACCAAUGAGGAGUCCUUCAAUGCUGUCCAGGACUGGGCUACUCAGAUUAAGACCUACUCCUGGGACAACGCACAGGUUAUUCUGGUGGGAAACAAGUGUGACAUGGAAGAAGAAAGGGUGGUCCCCACUGAGAAGGGCCGGCUCCUUGCAGAGCAGCUUGGGUUUGACUUCUUUGAAGCCAGUGCCAAGGAGAACAUCAGUGUGAGGCAGGCCUUCGAGCGUCUGGUGGAUGCCAUUUGUGAUAAGAUGUCUGACUCGCUGGACACAGACCCCUCUGUGCUGGGCGCUUCCAAGACCACGCGUCUCUCAGACACCCCACCACUGCUGCAGCAAAACUGCUCCUGCUAGACAUGGUCCACCCUCCUGCCUCCCUGCGUCAUGCCCACACACACCCUGCUUCCCUCUGUUUACUCACUGUCCAUUCCUCACCCCAAGGAAGCUGAGUUCUUUGCCAGCCCCUGUGGUUCUCUGAAGUUGGCCCCAAUUACAGACACUAAUGGUGCAGGCUACUGUGUGGGUGAAGGUUCCUUUUACAAAAGCAAACUCCCUUUUAUGAAGGAGGUUCACUAUAGAGACUUGGAAAGAAUCUUUUCUGCCCUUAAAAUAAAAUAAAAUUUCCUUCAUUUACCAAGACACCCCUCCUACACACACAUGUCAGGGGCUGGCUGGUGUGUACGGUGAGACCCACCUGCACGGCUAAUCCUAUUAAAGAAAAUGUCUCAAAGUAGAA
Phodopus roborovskii (desert hamster) is the source of this 1196-nucleotide messenger RNA. RefSeq names its product RAB3B, member RAS oncogene family (gene Rab3b). The coding region runs from base 155 to 814 and encodes 219 amino acids. Gene Ontology annotation, cellular component: plasma membrane; endosome; synaptic vesicle. The transcript has 5 exons. The record is from RefSeq and is a predicted model, not a curated record. Lineage: Eukaryota; Metazoa; Chordata; Mammalia; Rodentia; Cricetidae. Gene Ontology annotation, biological process: protein secretion; regulation of exocytosis; protein localization to plasma membrane. Gene Ontology annotation, molecular function: GTPase activity; GTP binding.